Molecule: messenger RNA, 4713 nt
Organism: Eriocheir sinensis (Chinese mitten crab)
Lineage: Eukaryota; Metazoa; Arthropoda; Malacostraca; Decapoda; Varunidae
Product: golgin subfamily A member 6-like protein 22
Exons: 5
Coding region: 141-2780 (879 amino acids)
Molecular function (GO): protein binding
Source: RefSeq, a predicted model, not a curated record
CCAAUCCUUCGCCACACCCUAACAAAACACCCAAACAAACUACAUUUACCGAAGAAGUCACGUCACUCUACUUCGCCUCAUCUCGGUUGGGUUAUCUUACCGCAGUGCCCCCUCCCUGCCCUCCCCCUUAGCCCUCCGCCAUGCCUCUCCAACGCAGCACCAGCCUGGCGAUCCCCUUCAGCCGCGGCGUCACCUCCGGCAGCGCUGACCACUGGAAGGAGACCUUGGCCAUGGCCUCCAACAUGCCCCGCGCCCACUUGACGCGCCGACACCGGAACAGCGAAAGCGAGAGCAGCAGGAAGGGCAAGAACGGCGUGGAGAGAAGUAGGAGCACCAGCGACGGCAGCAGCAACGGCAGUGAGGACCCGAGUGGCCACGUGAAGAAAGGUGCCUCUGCCCCGUCCAGCAAGAAGAAACAUUCUGAGCCGCCGCUGGGGCAGGGCGAGGCUGUGUCCAUCACGGCAGACAAACACAAGGCAAAAGAACAGCAUUACUGGGACGAAGCCCUUACUAGCACAGCAAAUAAACAGAAGUCAAGAACACAGCAUUACUGGGAUGAUGAAGACUUUCCCAUCAAAUCAGACAAACAGAAGCCAAGGAAACAGCAUUACCGGGACGACACAGCCGUCUCCAGCACAGCAGGCAAAAAGAAAUCUAAAGAACAGCAUUACUGGGACGAGGAAGACCUCUCCAUCACAGCAGCCAAGCAGAAGACAAAGAAACAGGACUACUGGGAGGACACAGCCGUCUCCAGCACAGCAGACAAGAAGGCGGCAAGAGAACAGGAUGACUGGGAUGAUACAGACUUUUCAGAGCCGGUAAACAAACACUAUAGCUGGGAUGAAGAAGACCUUCCCAUCACGGUAAACAAACAGAAGGCAAAGAAACAGCAUCACUGGGAGGACACAGACAUGCCCACCACAACAGACAAGAAGAAGGCCAGAGAACAGCAAUUUUGGGACGAUGAAGACGUUCCCAUCACGACAGACAAACAGAAAGCAAAGAAACAGCAUCACUGGGAGGACACAGACAUGCCCACCACAACAGACAAGAAGAAGGCCAGAGAACACCAAUACUGGGACGAUGAAGACGUUCCCAUCACGACAGACAAGCAGAAGGCAAAGAAACAGCACUACUGGGAGGACACGGGCGUCUCCAGCACAGCGGGCAAAAAGAAGUCUAAGGAACAGUAUUACCUGGUGGAGUCGCCGGAUUCCACCACAGCAGGCAGAAAGAAAUCAAGGGAACAGCUUUUGGGGGACGCUGAAGACAGAAAGAAGUCGAAGGAACAACAUGACUGGGAUGAUGAAGAAAUUUUUGUCACGGCGAACAAGAUGAAGGCGAGAACGCAACUUCUCUGGGAUGACUUACCUGACUCCAGCACGGCGGACAGGAGGAAGGCUAAGGAACAGCAACUCUGGGAUGACUACGAGGACCUUCCAACAACAGCGGACAAACCAAGGUCACGAAAGCAUCACUACUUGAACGACACCGACCUCUCCAUCCCAGCAGACAGGAAGAAGUCUAAGGAACAGCAACUCUGGGAUGACGACGAGGACCUUCCAACAGCAGCGGACAAACCUAGGACACGAAAGCAUUACAAUUUGAACGACACCGACCUCUCCAUCCCAGCAGACAGGAGGAAGGCUAAGGAACAGCAACUCUGGGAUGACGACGACGACGACCUUCCAACAACGGCAGACAAACAGAGGUCACGAAAGAAGUAUUAUUUGGAAGACGCCGACCUCUCCAUCCCAGCAGACAGGAGGAAGUCUAAGGAACGGCAACUUUGGGAUGACGACGACGAGGACCUUCCAACAACGGCAGACAAACAGAGGUCACGAAAGAAGUAUUAUUUGGAAGACGCCGACCUCUCCAUCCCAGCAGACAGGAAGAAGGCUAAGGAACAGCAAAUUUGGGAUGACAACGACAAGGAGAUUUCAACAACAGCGGACAAACAGAGAACACGUAAGCCGUAUCAUUUGGAAGAUACCGACCUCUCCAUCCCAGCAGACAGGAAGAAGUCUAAGGAACAGCAACUCUGGGAUGACGACGAUGACGAAGAGCUUCCAACAACGGGAGGAAAACAGAGAACACGAAAGCUUCAUUAUUGGGGGGACUCUCCAGACUCCACCACGACGGACAAAAAGAAACAAAAGGAAAAGCAUGACUGGGACGAGGAAGACCUACCGACCACAACAAACAAACACAAAACAAAAGAAGAACGCUAUUGGGACGAUGCUGAGCUCGCCACCACAUCAACCAAACAGCAUAAACAGCAUAAGUCCCAUGAGGAGGAUGCACCAGAGUCCUCCAGCAGACGGCAUAGACAGCAUAAGGAACAGCGUAAGAGGAACAGCACAGCAGACUCCUCCCCCGCCGCCGCAGACUCCCCCGCCGCCGCCGCUGCCACCUCUCGCAACUUGCCGUCCUUCAAAUCGAGCUCCCGGGAGGUACACUUGAAGGCGUUGGGGGAACUACAGACCGCCGCCGCCCGCCUCCCACACCCAGAAGUCGUGUACGGAGCCAUGAUCCCUGAGCCCGACUACAGCGACGACGAGCGCGACGCGGCGGGCACCAAGCAGGCCGCCCUGGUCUCCCGCAACAACCAAGUGAACGCUUCGAGUCCCGCACCGAAGGAGGGCGGGGCGAACACUGGCCGGCUGGACGAGAAGGGUCUGAUCAUGCCCAAGAAGCUGGUCAACCCCAACAUGGAGUCCACCGAAAAGAAGAGCCUCCACAGGGAGCUCCUCUACAACCAGAAGAGCAGUGGACGGUAAGAGGCUGGCAGCCGCGACAUCCACACGCUUGUCACUCGUCUCGUCCGUGGCUUGUAUUUACUGUUCUUGUUGUGCUUUGCAGAUAAAUAUAUUUUGGAACUAAAAACAUGGACCCUUUUUCCUAACUUCAACCACAUAAUAUAAAUGAUGGCAACGGUGGGAUUCGAACCCACGCCUCCGAAGAGACUGGUGCCUCAAACCUAACUUCAACCACGUAAUUCUCUCUCUCUCUCUCUCUCUCUCUCUCUCUCUCUCUCUGAUCAGUUUAUUUAUACUUAUUUAUUACUCGUGGGCAUAUUUGUUUUUCUUUUAAUGGUGAGUAAUCUGUAAUCUGAAGUCUAAUUUUACAUGGAAUAAUCGGUCAUCCACAAACACUAAAUAAUUUGUUCCAACAGGCCAUAUUUCAUUUAUACUCUGGUCAGUCUAGUGCACAGAUUUUUUUUUUUUUUUUUUUUUUUUUUUUUACAUUUAAUAUGAACUUAUUGUAAUCUUAUGCUUGUGUAAUUAUAUACAGAAUUCUUGAACAUCCUUCUUUAAAUACUUCUAAGAGACAUGCCAUUAAAAAAUCAUAAGACACUCCCCUCAGUGGUUGCUCUCCCACCUGGUAUUUGCACCUGUAGGGCUUCCCAUCGCGGCCUGCACCUGGGAGAGGCUCAAGGGAUGGGUGUAAAGGGAGGCCAUAGGAAGGAGACACAAAGGGACAUAUAAGCCUACACAGCCUUUUAUUACCAAGGAAUGAGAAACUAUUAUGAAACAUUUUUAGUCAGAGUUCCCCUUGUUGGAACUUUGCUAUAUUUUUAUUUUUGAUGGUAGGAAACCUCAUGCUGGAAAAAAUGCAGCUGUCUGAUUUCUGGGGUCCAGGAUAUUAUUAAAUAAUACAAACACAGGUAAAAGUUAAAAUUUUGGUAGGGGUUUUGCUGCUAUUGUCAAUACUGUUACUGACAUAUAUAAUUAAGAAAUAUACUGCAACUAAAAGAUUGUAUAAAUAUACGCUUGUAAAAUUAAUGAAUGGAAAAAAAUGCAACUCAUCAGAGGAAGCUUAACCUGGUAGCUGCGGGGAUCAUGUUUCUUAAAGGCCCCUCUAAGCGAAAUGGGAAAAAAAAUCAUCACUCACGCAAACCAUUUCACAAUAUAUAUCAAUGCAUUUGUGAUCAGUUUAUGCAUUAUCUAUUUUUUGGGGGUAACCGAAUAUCAUGGCAAAAAUUUGGCCCUUCGCUAGUACACGAUAAAACCACAAAUUUGGCCCGUCUCUGCUACUGGGUUAAGGUGACAAACCAUUGGUAAUAGAAUUGUGUGUUUUGAAUGAGCCAGAAAUAAGAUAUAGACAGUAGCAGUUUCAACUUUCAACCCACACAAGAACACAACACAAUGAUUCAAGGAGUCCACAAUGGGCCAGGAAACAGUCAGCCUUCACAUGGCAGCCCCUGAGGACCAGUCAUUCAAGUCUUAACAUACCAUUUUUUAAUAUAUCUGACCUCCAUUUGAAGCUUAAUAUGGCGUGUGCACCUUAACAUAGAACAGAAGUCAGUAAAUGUUAGACCCACCAGUCAAUCCUUCAGGUUGACUUCUUGUAGGAUGUAUCAUUGUAUUAAGUACUCGUAUCAGAACCGAAAUUACCCUGGAAAAGUGUGAUGAGGUUUAAGAUUGAACUACUGUUGUCAAAGUCUGGUAUUUUUCAAUCAUUAUUUUGACAGUUUGAUUUAUAUACCUCAACUUAAAUUUCCAGAUAGCUGCUUCUUUUUCAUAUAAAGUCCUUUUUUCCCUUGUGGGGUUGGACAGGCCAUGAGUCUCUCCCAUUCUUGAUGACUCCCUUAUUUCCAGAUAGCUCAGUUUUGUUUUCCUGUUAAGAGGAAUAAUUGAAAUGUAUAAUCAUAAUGUGUUAAUGUGAUACAUUUAGUCAUCAAUACGCAAUCAGUCGAUAUAUGUGUGUAUC